UGUUAGCUAUUAGCAAGUCGAAAUAAAACACGUCAGUUUUACGAUCUAUUUUGAAUUAAAAUAAUAUUUAAAUAAUUAUUUAGCUCUAUUAUAAGCUUAGUAUAACACUAUUGCAUGUAAUUAUCACAGAUUGUCCAUUGUAAUCAAGGAUAUCUAAGGAUAAAUUACAAUGAAGAGGAUAGUUUUAAGUGUAUAUAUUAGUGUUAUCUUCUUCACUUUGGUACUUUGUUCUGUACAGCCUCCAAACAUAAGCCCAGGAAUAUUAAGCCAGUCUAAAUCACUCGGCGAGUGUCAAUCGUGUAAGUUGUUUAUAGAAUCAUUUAAAGCGGGAUUAGACAGAACAACACGGGGAAAAUAUGAAGGUGGAGAUGCCGCUUGGGAGGAAGAAAAGUUAAAAAAAUCAUACAAACGGAGCGAGAUGCGAUUAGUAGAUAUUCAAGAAGGACUAUGUAAAGAGUCAAAACACUCAAUUCAAUGCCACCAUAUAGCUGAAAAGGCUGAGGAGUUUAUUGAAGAGUGGUGGGCCCAAGAUCCUGAUGAAUCUGAUGAUUUAUUUAAAUAUAUAUGUAUAGACAAGUUACAAGUAUGCUGUCCCAAACACCAUUUUGGAAAAGAUUGCACACCUUGUCCAGGUGACCAUGAUAAUUUAUGUAGUGGCAAUGGGAAAUGCAGGGGUGAUGGCACCCGGAAAGGGAAUGGUACAUGCCUAUGUGAUCCCGGCUAUAUGGGAGAGAACUGCAACCAAUGUUCUUCUGGUUAUUAUUUGUCUUACAAGGAUAACAACAAAAUGUUGUGUUCUGUUUGUCAUCGAUCAUGUAUGGGUGGGUGUCGAGGAGGCACAGCCAAAGACUGUGUUGCUUGUAAAUCUGGAUAUUUGUUUGAUUCAGAAGAAGGUUGCAUUGAUAUAAACGAGUGUGAAGACUUAAAGAGAUGUAAUGCAGGCCAAUUCUGUGAAAAUAGAUUAGGCUCGUAUGCAUGUAUAGCCUGUGAUAAGUCUUGUAAUGGAUGUCAUGGAGGUGGGCCAGAUUUAUGCAGAAAAUGUGCAAAAGGAUACUCAAAAAAAGGAGAGUUGUGUAUUGCUGACAGAGAAGAUGAGGAUCAGUCAGAGACAUUAACUACAACUAGGUACAUCACAUACAUAGGACUGUUAAUAGCAACAGUAAUAUUACUUCCCAAGUCACCAUCACUUGGCGGCAUUGUUGGCAUCAUGGUAAUCUCAUAUAUCGUCGGUGCUGAAUACUAUUGUAUGAUUAAUGGUCACGCGGGCCUCGUGAAUAUGAAAGACUAUGAUUUGAUGCAACUAUUUCGCGCUUAGAUUAAGUGAUUUAUGAUGCAAAGUAUAUCUUCGUUUUUCUUAUUGCACACGUCUGUAACAUAAAUCAUGGUUGUUGGUACCUUCAUGUCUUGGUAAAGUGUAGCUUGGUGAUCGAGGGUUCGAUUCUCGGCGAAAUAAUAAUUGUAUAUAAUAUGGCCCUCGGCAACCUAUGCUUAUAAAGAUGAAGAUGAACUCGAGAAAUUUAUACAUUUUUUUUCAUUGUUUGGGAAUUGGAAUUAUUUGUUGUGAGUCCAAUUUAACACUUAAAGUUAUUGUGUGGAUCUUUUUUAUUUUCCUUUAACGAAAAUUCUGUGUAAGUGCCAAAAAUCGUAAAAAAAAUCAUGAAUUUUCAUUGACCUUAUGCAAACAUAUUCACUUUUCGUAAUGUCAAUAAUUACGCACAUUUCGUAGAUUAAAUUGUAAUUGUAAAAAUAAUUAAGAUGUGAAUUAAAGAUUACAGGUAUUUCAUUGGUAGCAUAAAUAUAUGUAUGAAAUAACUUUUAAUAAAAUUUAUCACUUUUAUUACAUUGUUUUUUUUAAAUAAUACGUUUAAAGAGUGUUUUAAAACUGAUCUAGUAGUUUGAUAAUGCUUGUUUUAUAUAUAUUAUAGUUCUUUUUCUAAACGAUGAAGAUUUUAUUAUGUAUUUUAUAAUAAAUUAUUUCGGUUUCAUUAAAAGUUAAUUUCAGUUAUUAACGAGUAAAAUUGU
Messenger RNA from Pieris brassicae (large cabbage white), 2022 nucleotides. RefSeq names its product cysteine-rich with EGF-like domain protein 2. The coding region runs from base 170 to 1315 and encodes 381 amino acids. The transcript has 3 exons. NCBI's taxonomy places the organism in Eukaryota, Metazoa, Arthropoda, Insecta, Lepidoptera, Pieridae. Gene Ontology annotation, molecular function: calcium ion binding. The record is from RefSeq and is a predicted model, not a curated record.